Dendrobium catenatum is the source of this 917-nucleotide messenger RNA. Its product is annotated as glutathione S-transferase U17. NCBI's taxonomy places the organism in Eukaryota, Viridiplantae, Streptophyta, Magnoliopsida, Asparagales, Orchidaceae. The transcript is spliced from 2 exons. The coding region runs from base 75 to 779 and encodes 234 amino acids. The record is from RefSeq and is a predicted model, not a curated record. Gene Ontology annotation, biological process: glutathione metabolic process. Gene Ontology annotation, molecular function: glutathione transferase activity. Gene Ontology annotation, cellular component: cytoplasm.
CUCGUCAAGCUCCGUGGAAGAAAUCCAGAUCAUCCUUAACUAAAUUUGAAACUACUUUCAGAUCUACAAAGACAAUGGAGAAAGGAGACGGGGUGAAGCUGAUCGGGUUCUGGACGAGUCCCUAUGUGGCGAGAGUGAUGAUUGCUCUCAACCUGAAGGGGAUCGAAUACGAGUUCCUCCCAGAGGAUUUGUUGAACAAAAGCGAGCUUCUUCUCAAGUACAAUCCAGUUUACAAGAAGGUACCCGUUCUCAUCCAUGGAGAUAAGCCCGUCUGCGAGUCCCUUAUCAUUUUGCAGUAUAUUGAUCAAGUCUGGGCUUCUUCUGGCCCUUCCAUCCUCUCUGCCGACCCCCAUGAGCGCGCCUUCGCUCGCUUCUGGGCUGCCUUCGUUGACGACAAGGUGAUUCCUCAGAUUCGAGCGUUGAUCUUUGGUGUGGAUGAGAAGAAGGCGGAAGCGACGGAGCUACUGUUCGCCGCACUGCUGCAGUUAGAAGAGACUUUCGUUAAGUGCAGUAAGGGGAAGAGCUUCUUCGGCGGCGACACCAUUAACUUGGUGGACAUCACCCUCGGUUCCUGCCUUAGUUUGCUGAAAGCUAUCGAAAUCAUAACGGGAAUAAACAUUCUGGAUAAGACGAAGACUCCUCGGUUAGUUGAAUGGACGGAAGGCUUCUGUUCCGACGAAGCAGUCAAGGAGGUGCUGCCGGAAGCUAAAAAACUGGUGGAGUACAGCGAAGCUCUUUUGGCCCUUCGUCGUGCUGCUUCAGCUCCUCCAUCCAAAUGAUUUUUCUUUUGAUUUGUUCUUUGCUGUUAGUUUAAUCUUUCUAUUCAAGAGAAGCGUGCAUGAUAUGAUAGCUCCUCAUAAAUAUGUUUUGAUCUUGCGCAUUAUUGGCUGUUUAUUGUAUUACUUAUGAUAAUGCAC